AUGAAUGCCAAAAUACAUGAACAAGUGGAGGCUGCCAGGAAGGGCCUGGACCAAGCCAAGGAGGAGGGCCUUAAGCUUCAUGCUUCAUCCGAUGAUGACGAGGAUGACUUUUUGUCGCCGCCAGCCUCUGUGGAGCCUGCUCAGCCAGCCCGCCGUGGCCGUAAACCUAAGGACAAGGACAAGAUUGUCACCUCGACAAGGACCAGCGGUCGACUGCGUGGGGCCUCACCUGAAACGGAACCUGAGCCCACAACCCCUAGAGAAGUGCCUGAAAGACUCCGCUGCGGUCUGAGAGGACGAGGAGCUGCCAAAGACACUGGUACUGUGUCUACCACCCCGUCCCGCACAGACCAUCACAAAACCUCCUCGUCAACCAGGCUUCAAGAUUCCUCCAAGUCGUCAAAAGCCUCAUCUCCUGCCAGAGAUCACCAGACCAUCAAAACCAGGACUCUGCCAAACCGCUCCCAUCCCAGUCCAGUGCCUUCCCCUCCUACGACCUCUCCCCCUGGAGGGAAACAACAGUGUGUUGGGGAGACCGACAGCAAGACCUCCAAAGCCUGCAAAGAGGAGAGGGAAGGGGAGAAGGAGAGGAGGGUGUCUGAGUCUUCGCUAGAAUCCAGCUGCCCGGCGGACCAUCAGGCAAAAGAUGAUGACACCAAAGACCACAGCGCCAUGUCUCCCCCCUCCACCAGCUCCAGAUCACCUCGCAAGCGUCAGUCAGCAGAUGGUGAAGUCCUGCGGGGCCUGGUUGAAGACUCUCCAUCGGCCAAAGUCCUGCGAAAACUUCCAGGGAGGUUGGUCACGGUGGUGGAAGAGAAAGAGCCAAGGAGGAGGAGGCGAAGAGGAAGCGGGACUGGAGGUGGAACUUCUUCAGAGGAGGCCACCGUGGAGGAGAACACUGCCGGAUUCGUUGAUGAACCAAACAAAGACAACACGUCACUGAGCCCUGACAGCAAAACAAAAGGGACCGUUACCAAAUCUCCUCAGGACCAAGACUCUACUCCUAGUCCGUCUGUGCACCCACCGCCUGUCAGAAGUUAUCCUCCAUAUUCCCCGUCCCAUCUUUCUCCUGACAUGCCUGUGCUGAGAAAUCUUCCCGUGCGGCGCAGGCUGGAAACUGAAUCUCGCAUGGCUGCUCAGCUGGGAGAGCAACAGCAGCAUCUGGGUCGGGGAAGGGGAGGAAACCAGUCCAGAAAAACAGACGUACAACCAGGCAAAGAUGCCACUGCAACUUCCACAGACUCCAGUGUGAACUCUGUUGUGGCACCUUUGAAGAGAAAGAGGGGCCGGCCCCCUAAGACUCCCCCAAGGUUACCAGAGUCUGACAGCGCAGUGACCCCUUCUUCACAGCCCACCUCGCCAAGUGAGGAAGGGAAUCCUCCUCUUUCCCCGAAACGUAAGAGAGGUCGCCCUCGCAAAGACUCCACAACUGCACCAGAGACUGUCAGUGAAGGACAUAACUCUAAAAAUGAGACCACAACUACUGGUGUAUCUGGUAUAUCCAAAACUGAUGCUAGCACAGAGCCAACUGUCUCACCUCCCCAUAAGUCAGAGACCCCUAUAGCUGCUGUCGUCACUACAAGUCACGCCUCCCAGUCUACCAAAGCUGAGGGAACAGAAACCAAGAGUGAGGUUACAUCCCCUUCUCCAAAUCCAGCUAAAGCCCCCACAGCAACAUCAACAACAGAUAAAGCUUCCACACCAGUUGCAGCUUCAGUGCAAGUACCCACUACACCUGCACCCCUUUCUGUGGUUGCCUCCACGUCAGCUUCAGCCCAAUUCGUUAGCUCAGCUCCAGCUCCAGUUUCAAGCCCAGACACAGCAGCAAUCCAGGUGUCCCCCGCAUCCUCUGUCCCACUUUCCACGUCUACCACCAUCCCAGUUACUGCUACCACCAUCCCAGUUACCGCUACCCCCACUACCACGGCUCCACUGCCACCUGCUAGCACCAUCACAUCAACUCUUCCAGGUGUAAAACCAACACUUGUGGUUUCCACUGCUUCUAAAGCUCCCGUAGAGCCAAAACCUUCAGUUUCUACAACUGUGAAAACAACAGGACCAGAUUCUGCCAAAACCGCCACAGUUGCCACUCCAACUGCUGCCACCCCAUCGACUGUGUCAUCUCCUGCCACGGCUGUCAAAGCAGUUCCCACAUCAGUCGCUGCUGCAACAAUCACAACAGCCGCUAACGUAGUAUCAAAAACAGUCAGCGUUACACCAGCAGUCACCACUACAGCAAAAUCAGUCACAGCAAAAAGUACAACUGUGAAGGAAUUGAAGCAAGUUACUGCUUUGUCAUCUACGACAUCUUCCCCAGCUGCUGUAACUUCCACCCCAGCUACCAUAACCUCCGCCUCAGCUACCAUAACCUCCACCUCAGCUGGUGUAACUUCCACCCCAGCUACCAUAACCUCCACCUCAGCUGCUGUAACUUCCCUCCCAGCUACCAUAACCUCCACCUCAGCUGCUGUAACUUCCCUCCCAGCUACCAUAACCUCCACC
Messenger RNA from Epinephelus moara (kelp grouper), 2502 nucleotides. RefSeq lists its product as uncharacterized. NCBI's taxonomy places the organism in Eukaryota, Metazoa, Chordata, Actinopteri, Perciformes, Serranidae. The record is from RefSeq and is a predicted model, not a curated record. Gene Ontology annotation, molecular function: DNA binding. The annotation marks the transcript as partial. The transcript has 2 exons.